AGGGAAAGUUGAUUAGAGGAAAUUUUGGAUGCAAAUUAGGGAAGUUCGUCAGAGGAAAAGAGGAUUCUUGGGCGAAAUUUUCUGAAAGAAGAUGUCGAAGAACAAAACUCCCAAACUUUUUUUUUCAGCUAACCCUAAAUACUUUUUAGCGGGAUGAAAUUAAAAUUGAAAAUCUUUUGGGCGGGAUUGUUCCCGCUUUGUGUACAUUUUUUAGACUAUAUAAAGAUCCCUAACAUCAUGAAGAGUUGCAUCCAAUUUCAUCUACAUCUUACCAAGGGAACUUCUCUAUUCUGGAUUGUGGUGUUUUACUGAUAUGGCUCCAGACGCCCGCCUAUUCUAUGGGGAUGCAGCUUUACGCCGAAAAUACGAAUCCACUUCUAAAAAACAAAAAGUACAGAAGCAAGGAGCUAAAGCGCCAUCAGCUGCACUUGUAAAUCCCAUGUACACACGGCAGGGAGGAAAUACAAGCAGUGUUCAACAGUCUCAAUUUAUUGGAGACAAAAUCAGGGAAAGACAAGAACACCAAAUGAAUGACCCUAGCAGUCGCUUGCAAGCAGCUCAGUCAACAGUGCAUGAUAGAAGUGGAGUUGGAAGAACAGGUCGGGUGCUGCCAAGCCAUGCACCAAUUGAGUCACCAGUGCAUGGGGGAAGGGGAGGUGGAAGAACACGUCCUGUGCUGCCAAGUCUUUCACCAAUUGAGUCAGUGCAUGAGGAAAGGGAAGGUGGAAUAUCAUGUGCGGUGCAGCCAAUCGAAUCACCUUUGAACAAUGAUUUUCUGGUAACUCCUAGGAGAUCCCCUAGAGGAAACCGCACAGGAGUACACAGAAAUCUGGAGAAGGAAUACAAUGGUCUACAUAGCCCUAUGAGAACUGAAGGUCGUCGUUCUGUACCACCUCCCGUAGAGAAUGAAAUACAACAAUGUUCAAAUCAAUUGCAUAAUAAUCGAACACAAGCAUGUCUUCAGCCAUCUCAUCGAUCAACACAAAAAUCUAUUCAAAGUUCAGCAUCUCAUCAAUCACAGCUUAAUGCUCUUCGAAAUUCAUCUUCGCAGAAAUCUCACCGAUCACAGCAACGGAACAGUCUACGUGAUUCUCCAGUUGAAAACCAUAAUUCUUCGCAACCCAACCGAUCGCGAUCAGCGUCUAAUUCUCCUGUAGCAAAUAAUGAAGAAGUUGUCAAUUUAUUGCAAGAAGGUCAACCAAAACGUACCACAAGAAAGAAAACGACUAAUCUUGCGGUUGCCAAGAGGGGGAAGGAGAAAGUAAGCGUGCCAGUUUUUGAUGAAAAAUUUUGUGGUUAUUAUAAACAUGAGUGUAUAAACUCUAUUGGGUCGUGGGUAAGGCAAAGGGACAAUUGCCCACUAAUAUAUGAUAAAUUUGAUGAUAUGCCUGAGCAGAAGAUUGCCCGAGUGAUCCAGAAUGUCCGGGACCACUUUAUCCUCGUUCCUGAUGAUGAUGGGGCUGUGAAAGCGAUCAAAGACGUGAUGAGGGAUGCCUAUAAGGCAUACAGGCACAAACUUCAUCUGAAAUACAAAGCAGCAGGGGGUGAUGGGUUUGCUGCAUCAGAUGGCCACCUAAAGGCUUUGGCACACCCUCCCGAAAAUUGCCCCAACAAACAUGAUUGGGCUCACAUGUGUAAUCACUUCACCACUGAUGAGUUCAAGAAAAAUUCUGAACGAGGACGUCGUGCUGCGGCUGCGAAGCAACAAAACGGUAUCAACCACAGCAAUGGCAACAAAAGUUUUACUAGUACCAAAUACGAUUUGCUGCAAGCCGGACAUCCUUGUGAUCCAGUGACUUUCUUCCGAAAAACCCAUGACCCUGAGAAGAAAAUCAACGCCAAAUGCAAAGAAAUGAGUGAAAAAAUGAAUGCCAUGAAGGAAGCCGCAGAUCGAGGAGAAACUAAUGACACUCCAGAAGAGAUAUUUAACAAAGUUCGUAAUGCUGGAUGUUCGGGUAAACGGCGUCGCAAGGCUCAUCCAACUAACUAUAGUUUAUACCAGAAGAAAGAAGAAGAAAUGGCCGAAUUGAAAGUAAGAAUGGUAUCCUUGGAACAGGAAAACAAAAGGCUAAAGAAAGAAACAGGCCCGAAAGCGACAAAGAAGUUGUUGAAUGAAUAUUUUGUUAAAGUUGGCAUGCCAUUGAUGGAAUUUUCAUCUGAAGAUGAUGCGGAAGAUGAUGAUGAUGAUGAUGAUGAAGAUGCCGAUAUGCAUGAGAGUCAAAUUCAUGAACAUCGAGAUGCCAUUGAAGGUAGUGAUAGGGAAGCUGAAGAGGAGGACGAGGCUUUUGGAGAUGGUCAAGAAGAAGGUGAUGAUGAGAAUCGAGACAAGGAACUUGAAGAGUAUGACGAAGAAGAAUAAAUUGAGGUUUAGAUGCAUUUAUUAUUUCUGUUAUUUAGAAUCUCUUUUUAGAACUUUCUCUAUAUUUUGGUCUUGUAUUCCAGAUAUCAUGGGAGAUUCUUGAUUUUUU
Messenger RNA from Papaver somniferum (opium poppy), 2468 nucleotides. RefSeq lists its product as uncharacterized. Lineage: Eukaryota; Viridiplantae; Streptophyta; Magnoliopsida; Ranunculales; Papaveraceae. The coding region runs from base 314 to 2359 and encodes 681 amino acids. The record is from RefSeq and is a predicted model, not a curated record. The transcript has 10 exons.